Capsicum annuum is the source of this 1375-nucleotide messenger RNA. RefSeq names its product vacuolar iron transporter homolog 4. Bases 1 to 633 code for a protein of 210 amino acids. Gene Ontology annotation, biological process: intracellular manganese ion homeostasis. NCBI's taxonomy places the organism in Eukaryota, Viridiplantae, Streptophyta, Magnoliopsida, Solanales, Solanaceae. The record is from RefSeq and is a predicted model, not a curated record. Gene Ontology annotation, cellular component: membrane. Gene Ontology annotation, molecular function: iron ion transmembrane transporter activity; manganese ion transmembrane transporter activity. The transcript has a single exon.
AUGGCUACUCAAGACCAUGUCCAAAUUACCAUCCCUAAUAAACAGGACAACCAAAACCAAGUCCCUGAAGAGGAUUUUGACCACUCCCAGAUGACACAAUGGCUUCGAGCCGCUGUGUUAGGAGCCAGUGAUGGAUUGGUUUCAACUGCAUCUUUGAUGAUGGGUGUUGGAGCUGUCCAAAAAGACGUAAACACCAUGAUCCUUGUCGGCUUUGCAUGGUUGUCUGUUGGUGCCUGUAGCAUGGCCAUAGGGGAGUUUGUAUCUGCACACUCUCAUCAUGUACAGCAAGAAGAAAACGAACACAGGAACGAAGGACUGACAAAUCCUUUUCUAGCAGGCCUAGCCUCAGCUGUUGCAUUUUCAAUAGGGGGCAUAAUGCCAAUUCUUGCUGCGGGAUUCAUAUCUAACCAUAAGCUUAGGCUGGCUGUGAUUGUGGCUGCAGUGAUCUUGGGCAUCGUUAGCAUUUGGUUGAAUUGGUGCUUUUUUGUAAAGAAGUCAUACGGUGAAAUCUUGUGCCAGAGUUUUAAUUGGUGUCUGAAUGGCUAUGGCCAUUUCCUUUUGACUGUCCAAACAGACGGCCUCUACUGGCGUGGGGAUGUGUUAGGAAAUUUUUAUUCUUGUCCCUUUACCUAGUGCUUAAAAUCAUGUUACUUCGCACACAGUUGAAUGAAUUUCAUGGAUAAUAAUACUAUUAGCAAAAAAACUGAGCAAUCAUAGAAUUUCAUUGAUGAGUUUUCAGAAUCGAUGUGUUUUCGUAUUACAACAAUUUGAUCCACGUUACUUGUAUUGUAUAUAUGUGGUGCUAGCUAGACGAAUUAAGGUAUGCAAGAUGCUUAUCUUUUAAUGAAAUGACAGAGGACCGCUAAAUGGCUUGAAUUGUGUCUUUUGCUUCAAAUAAAUUAAAUCUCGUUUCUUAGGUUCAUUCAACUACCAUAAAGGUCGAAGGUAUUAAAUCAGUCUUUACAUUUCACUAAUUAACCCUCCUAUAUUCCACAGCAUCAAAUCUUUCCCCCCAUUAUGCCUUUACAUCUUCAUGUAAAAUACAUAUAUAUCCAUAAUGCAAUUUUCAGAACUUCGAAUCUUAGCAAGGUUUCCAAAAAGUGUUGAUUCUGAAUCCACAUAAUUUCACAAGGUCCCAAGCCAACAAAAUUCACUUUCAAAGGAGUAAUUAGGACUAGGACUUAGUUUCUGCAUCCAGAAAUGGCUCGUAACUGAACAAGCCUGGGACUUCAGCUAUCACGAAUAAUACCUACACGUUGGUAUAAGACAAAACUGCACCAAUAUGCUUUCCCAAAGAUGAUUCCUAUUGAAGAAAUAACCAUUCCUUUUUUUAAUACACCAAAAAAAAAAAAAAAACAGAAACUAAAAAACCGAC